Molecule: messenger RNA, 666 nt
Organism: Colletotrichum abscissum
Lineage: Eukaryota; Fungi; Ascomycota; Sordariomycetes; Glomerellales; Glomerellaceae
Product: ribosomal protein L10.e
Exons: 3
Coding region: 1-666 (221 amino acids)
Biological process (GO): ribosomal large subunit assembly; translation
Cellular component (GO): ribosome; cytosolic large ribosomal subunit
Molecular function (GO): structural constituent of ribosome
Source: RefSeq, a predicted model, not a curated record
AUGGCCCGUCGUCCCGCUCGUUGCUACCGGUACUGCAAGAACAAGCCGUACCCCAAGUCGCGCUUCAACCGCGGUGUCCCCGACCCCAAGAUUCGCAUCUUCGAUCUUGGCCGCAAGAAGGCGACUGUCGAUGACUUCCCUCUCUGCAUCCACAUGGUCUCCAACGAGUACGAGCAGCUGAGUUCCGAGGCUCUCGAGGCCGCUCGCAUUUGCGCCAACAAGUACUUCGUCAAGACCGCCGGAAAGGAGUCUUUCCACCUUCGCGUCCGCGCCCACCCCUUCCACGUCGUCCGUAUCAACAAGAUGUUGUCUUGCGCCGGUGCCGAUAGACUUCAGACUGGUAUGCGUGGUGCCUGGGGUAAGCCCAACGGCACUGUCGCCCGUGUCAACAUUGGCCAGAUCAUCAUGUCCAUCCGUACUCGUGACUCCAACAAGGCUGUUGCCCUCGAGGCCCUCCGCCGCUCCCAGUACAAGUUCCCUGGUCGCCAGAAAAUCAUUAUCUCCAAGAACUGGGGCUUCACCCCCCUUCGCCGCGAGGAGUACCUCGAGAAGAAGGCUGCUGGCCGCGUCAAGGUCGAUGGUGCCUACGUUCAGUUCCUUGCCAACCACGGCUCCCUCGAGCAGAACAUGAAGCGCUUCCCCGAUGCUUUCGCCUCUGAGGCUUAA